Molecule: messenger RNA, 753 nt
Organism: Scedosporium apiospermum
Lineage: Eukaryota; Fungi; Ascomycota; Sordariomycetes; Microascales; Microascaceae
Exons: 3
Coding region: 1-753 (250 amino acids)
Source: RefSeq, a predicted model, not a curated record
AUGGCCAAAACCUUCCACAAAUUCUCUUAUUUGCCUUUCGAGCUUCGGGAUUCCGUCUGGAUGGAAUUCCUUGGCGAGCAGCCCCGUCAGUUGUAUGAAUUUUCGUUGGCUCCCGAACCUCCAGCCCUCUGGCAUCGCGUCGGCAUGCUGUAUAUUAACCCCGCCGAAUCCCGCAGACUGGCCCAUCGCAUCUUUCCCGACACAAUCGAAUUUUAUCUCCCCGACCCGGACCAGGUCUCACCCGCCCCAUCCUCAGACGUGAGGCCCACCCCUUCCUCGUCGGUUCUCCGUUACAAUGCCUUGAGGGACGUCAUCUCGGUUGCCGCUGAGCUUUCAGAUAGGCAAAUGUUUAUCGACGCUCAUCUCAGCGGUGACCCAAGGACCCCUACCUAUCAUGGGAUCAGGCAUCUUGGUAUUUCGGCCAUGUCAUUUUUCGAGUACCGGGCCGUCUUUAAUCAACUCCACGCGGACAUCGAAGUAUCGGGCCCCAGAAGCAUACCUGGCCUCGGAUCAAGGGACUUGGAACCCCAGAGCAUCACUUUGGUACCAUGCGGUGGGAAUGGUUUGCGAUCCGCGACGAGGAUCCAGAGUGCCCGUUUCUCCUACCGGCCGAGGUGGAAUGUCAACGUUUCAACUGGCCUAGGUUUCGAUUCCCGUAUUAUCCUCAACUAUCUGGUCUCCAGGUCAAAUUCCUCCAGCCUCUUCCAGUUUGGCGGGGGCAGGGACCAGAAGAAGAUUAUUUGGGUGAAGUAG